This is a messenger RNA of Prunus armeniaca (apricot), 801 nucleotides long. The record is from the annotation of a GenBank genome assembly. NCBI's taxonomy places the organism in Eukaryota, Viridiplantae, Streptophyta, Magnoliopsida, Rosales, Rosaceae.
AUGAGCUCAGCCGAGGUCAGCAUAGACAAGCCAUUCGUCUGCAAAGGACUUGUCAAGGUCAACAAUAGCCGCACAAAGAUUCCCGACGCCAAGUUCGCAACUCGAGAAACGAAGGCCUACACUUUUGAUUUGACAAGGGCCGGAGCUAUCUUUGACCUACUGUUAACCGAGAAAAAGGUCAAAUUGUCCUUCGGCCAUAAAAUUUCGAAACCCGAAGAGCUCAAAGGAAAGACGUUCUGCAAAUACCACAGUUCUUGGUCUCACAACACCAACAACUGCGUCGUUCUGCGAGACAUCAUCCAGAAGUUGAUAGACGAAAAGAAGCUUCAAUUCCCGGAAAAGGCGGCCAUGCAAGUCGACUCUAAGCCAUUCCCUCCGCCUGUCAUCAACAUGGUCAACGCUCAGCUCCGGGCCGAAUAUAGGGAAGUUCGUCGGCCUGCAGAAGGAAAGGAGCCGUUGGCCGAACCAGAGCCGAUACCGUGUUGUCGGUGCAAGCAUGAGGUCCGUCAGCUCAGACCGCCCGAAAACGAAAGGAAGGCCAUCGAGCCAUCUCGACCAACUAUGAGGAAAUUCGACGGCCAAUACGAUCGGUGGCCAGCGAGAAGAGUUGUUUUCGACCGACUAGGGGCACAAGGCCCUAGUACCUCGGCAGGCCACAAAGACGGAGCCGCUUCUAGGCCGGUGAAGACUUUCAAACUACCGGUCGUACGGGAUGAACGUUGGUAUCAUGCUCGACCUGGGGGCAACACCGAACCGCUGACAAAGACCCAGCUAAGAAGGAUGCAAAGGCAAGUUCAGUAA